GGCUCGUCCCGCGACCUGGAGGGCUUCCCUCUCUUCGAGUGGGCAGGACGUUGGCGGCAGCGGCGGCUGCAGCGGGCGGAGCCUCCUCCUCCUGCUGCUGCGGACUCCCUCGCCUUCUCGGACUUCUUGCUCGCAGCCGAGGCGCGGGGCAGCGCCGUCUUAGCGCCAGGCUCUUCCCGUCCGUCCGUCCCUCUCCUCCCUCUCUCCGCCACGGCCUCCUGCCCAGAUGAGGCUCCGUCCCUUACCGCUGAAGACCCGUCGGAGCGACGGGAGGGCCGAAGAGUGAGGCAGCAAGGAGCCGCCGCCGGGAAGCACAGGCUGCUGGGAGCCCAAGGCGGGAAAGCCCCGGCGCUGCAGCGCAAGCGGCUCCAGCCACGCUGGAGGUUAGCGAAAGAGCAGCAGCCCGCUGGGCACGAUUUGACAGUCAUGAAACGGAUCAUAUGUGCGAUUCUCUUGGGUGCAGGAGUGAUGUAUGUUAUACUCCACCGAAACCUGCGAUGGACAAAUGACUAUUGGUUGCCCCCUACAGAUGGAGGAGACAGGAAAGGACAAAUAAAAGGUUGCCCUUACAAACCUGGCAUUUCAUCUUUAAUAAAGGGGGAAAAAUUCUAUCCUUUUCUGUGCACUAACAAUUUUGUAAAAGUGUCUGGAGACCGUGGAAGUCACAAGAUCGAACUACCUUAUGGAAUAAAAGGAGCAGAAAGGUAUUUUCAUAUGGCACUUUCAAGACUACAAAACUGCAGAGUAUUCACUGAAGAUUAUAGCCCAUCCUGUAAAAAAUGUGUUGUUGUUGGCAAUGGAGGGGUGCUUCGAAACAAGAGUCUGGGGGAGACCAUUGAUUCUUAUGAUGUGGUAAUAAGAAUGAAUAAUGGACCUGUUGUAGGCUAUGAAGAAGAUGUUGGAAGAAAGACAACGUUCCGGCUCUUUUAUCCGGAGUCUAGUUUUUCAGAUCCAAUUCACUAUGACCCUAACACAACUGCGGUUCUUGUUGUCUUCAAGAUCCAUGACUUAAAAUGGCUUUGGGAUCUGCUAAGUGGCCAGCGUUUAAUAAGAACAAAUGCCUUCUGGAAGAAACCAGCAACACAAAUGAUAUAUAAACCCAGCCAAAUCAGAAUCCUUGAUCCCACCAUUACCAGGAAAACAGCGUAUGAACUGCUCCACUUGCCUACAAGGUUCUCCAAACAGGUGAAACCCAAGCAUCCCACCACAGGGUUAAUUGCCAUUGCUUUUGCAUCUCAUAUAUGCAGUGAAGUUCACCUGGCAGGCUUCAGGUACAACUUUGAGGACCGAAACAGUUCUUUGCACUACUAUGGUCAUGACACCAUGUCUCUGAUGAUCCAGAAUGAAUACCAUGAUAUUUCUGCUGAACAAAGGUUUCUGAAGGAACUUGUGGACCGCAGCAUUGUGGUCAAUCUCACAGAAGAAUAAAUAUGGAAGAAUAAUCACUAUUCACCACAAGACUGAUCUGGGGUGGGACGGAGACUCAUUUUUUAUUUGGAUUCUUAUUUUUAAUAAGAUAUCUGCCAAGUUAUUUGAGAAGAGGAUUGAAGAAGUCACGUUGUGCAUAACCCCCAAGCGUUGAAAACGCUGAAGGAUGUCUCUGCCUUGUUGAUACUUGACCAACAAGCAACCAUCGGUGUUAACUGAUGUGUGGAUUUAUUUAAUAAUGGAAGAAACGCUACCUUCCGCGAAUAGUGUUGGAGAUCUAUAAAAAUGAUACAACAUGGAGUUUUCAGUUGCUGGUUUCUUUUUCUUCAUGUUCUUCUUUCCACGCCCACACCCAAUUUGCUUUGUCCCCAUGUGAUCACUUAGCACCAUCCUAGACUUUCAGAGGUCUAGGUUUUGGAAGUGGGGCAUAUACAAAGCCCUCUGUCAAAUUUGAUCGUGAGUGAAAAAGAGAGGUGUUAAAAGAGAAAUUACAGUGAGGUCCGCGAGUGAAUCUUCAUCCAGCUCCAGGAUGGCAGAAACGCUGUAAGUCAUUUAUGCUACUUAAUCCAUCUUGGAUGGAUACAAACAUUGGCCUUUCCAAGGAGCCAAUGGAGGCAUGGGUUAAGGCGACACAGGUGUAAUAGGGACAGUAAAUAUAAUGGUCCGCUCACAACUCUGUUGUGUAACUUGUGUGUUUCUACAUGAAUUAAAAUGUCUCUGAUAUUUUGAAGUGCCUGAAUUGGUGGCCACUGGUGAAUCUUCUUCUGAACAAUUCCAGAACUGAAGAUGUUUGUUCCAAACAGUCAGUGGUUUAGAAUCCUACAUGAAGCCAUAAACAAUAAUUUAUGUUGGUAGUGCAUGCAAUCUGAAGGCCAAGAAAUGUUGAGGGCAUAUGCACCCCCUUUUUUGCUGUUAAUGUUUAGAUUGGUUGAGCAACUGUGAGACACCCUUUCUGCUUUCUGUUACUUGCACUGUUCAUUUUUUAAACAUAACGGUGAAGUCUCUCCCUAAAAGGGAAAGAACUCUUAAUAGCUGAGAUGUUCUUUUAAACAAUGCACAUUGUUGGUGAUUUCAGCUUCAUAGUUUUAGCCAAAGUCUGCCUGAAAAUUUCACAGAGAUGUGUGUGAAUGAAGAAAGCCCAACUCGUAGGUUUUUCCCUUGAUGAGGCUGUCCAUUCGCUUAACAGCUUCAAAGCAGGAAGGAAGAAACCCAACAAAUUGUGACCCUCCCUUCAUAAGUGCUGCAUGUAUUCAGCUGCCUGAUUCGAGUCCCACCUGUUGAUUAGUAUGGUAGGGCUGGCCAUCAGGCAGCUGCAACUCAGCACUGGGGAGGUGGAGAGCUUCACCUGUCAAUUUCUGAUCUGUUUUCCAGAUACAGGAGCCUUGCAAAAGGGAUAUAGAGAAACCCAGCUGGCAAUGCUUGCAGGUGUUAUUGCAUACCGUGUGCCUCCAUUUUCUCUCUUCUUUGCAUUGUUAAUCCAUUAAAUGUCUAGGGUUCACGCAAACAUUGCAAGAUAAAGCAUUGCAACACAAAUUAUUAUUACUAAUAAUGAGUGAAUCCUUUUCUUUAUGUAGAGACAAAGUGAUAGCCAGCGCUUCAUCUCUUUACCUUUUGGCAUAUUGGGCUGUUGUCAGAGGUGUAGGCACUGUACUGGUGGGAAAUCUAGAGCUGAUUAGCCCUGUACCUUUUUCUAGGAGCAAAUCAGUUCAAUAAGGUCUGAUAAUAGAAAUUUGGAAACAGGUCUAUAUUCAGAAAAGCUAAGUGGGCAAUAAGUGCCUAUGUAAUGUAUGUGUGUGCGUGCGCACACACACACUUGCUAAAUCUUCCAUUGGACCCACUCAACGUCCUUUCGCUCUCAAAUGCAAGUGUGCUCUCCCAAAUUAUCUAUAUCAAAGAUCACAAUGAUUCUUCCCAAGGAAGAUGAUCCCAAGUUUCUGGGUCUAUUUGGUUUCAGUUUUAAACCCUCCUCCCACCUGGUUUUCUCAUUACUUAGAGCACUUUCCUGAAAGUAUUUAAGGUCUCUGCUUGAUAUUCUAUAAAACUAAUAAUAAUUUUGCAAUUGCUGUGUAUGUUUAAGAUGCUCCCCCACCUUUCAUUACCAUUGUUUAUAUACAUGCAUGGCUUAUGGUUCUGAUUUUGUGCAUAGGAACUGGCCUAUGUGACAAGGUACUUAUAUGCCUUGGCAUACUCAUUACUUUUCUCUGGGGGGAAAAAUCAUACCAUUAUGUGAUUUCUGUAUAACACCUGGCACCUGGUAGAAAAAAAGGUACAAAAUAUGACACACACACACACACACACACACACACACCUCACAGUUAUUGCCACCUGUAAAAAGUGAAAAUAUUUAAUAAUAAAAGAACAAUUGUACUGUAUAGCCAUUUUGAAAAUGUAGAAAUGAGCCCAUUUAUACAUUUAAAAGUUGACAUUCAUUUAGCACCUUGGUGAAUCUGCAAGUUGAUAGAUGACUACUUUGAUUUGUCUUUUAAAAAAUAUACCAUUUGUGCUGUAAGGUCACAGGUUCCUCUGCCACACCACUCUGUUUUAGUCUGAGAACUGUUGUGUGAAUUCCCAGGGCUGGCUCCAGGUUCGAGAAAUGCCCUCUCCUAUUGGUGGGCCUUGGCAAGCUGGCCAGUCCAUGACAGCAGCCAGUCAGACUGGCAUUCUAGGCAGUACUGAGUGGCUGAGAAUAGCUGCCAUUUAAAUUUCCCACAAUGUCCUGGAGCAAUGAUAUGCAGGGGGAAUGGUGGGAUAUUUAUAUGACAGCUAGGUAGCCAGGUUCAGAGAGCUGAACAGGUACAAAUGCCAGCCCUGUGGAUUGCACAACAGUGCUCGAAUGUGAUGUCCACUUGUGACUCUGAAUUAUGUUCAUUCCUACAACAACACUUGAGAAGGCUUCCUUUAUCCGCACCCCCCACCCCCGGCCUCACCCUUCUAGAGUAGUAUUUCAACACAUACUUUAAGUGAUUGAAAUGUAGCAUUAGUAUGCAGUCUAAAAGUACCACAUCCCAAACACCAUGUAUUUCCUUAACUAACCCCAGUACUUUUAAGUACUUUGACUUUUCCAGGUUCUUUAUCGAGGUCAUUGGUUCCAUUCUUGAAAGCAGUUUCAUUUCUCUCAGUUGGUUUAAUAAUUUAAGGGAGUACUGGAAUAUGAGAAUGGAAAAAAAUGAUGGCUCAGAUUUGCACUCUUGAACUCUUCAGUAUUUUGAUUCUGAUAUACUAUUGUUAGAAUUCUUAAUAUCAAGCAGCAGAUAUCACUCACAAGAAAUGUAUUGUGUAGUGAAAAUCAGCCAGUGUUAUGUUACUGUAGACCUUAAAUGCUUGUCUUUUCUAUCCACCAAAGCCAUCUUAGCUUUCUUACCAUUUAAAAUGUUGGCGUUGUUUUAUACUUUAUGUAUGUAUAUAUGUAUGUGUGCGUAUGUGUAAAUUCAUAUCUUGAUAAAUGAAAAUAUUCAUG
This is a messenger RNA of Zootoca vivipara (common lizard), 4885 nucleotides long. RefSeq names its product ST3 beta-galactoside alpha-2,3-sialyltransferase 6 (gene ST3GAL6). Gene Ontology annotation, biological process: glycolipid biosynthetic process. The record is from RefSeq and is a predicted model, not a curated record. Gene Ontology annotation, molecular function: sialyltransferase activity. NCBI's taxonomy places the organism in Eukaryota, Metazoa, Chordata, Lepidosauria, Squamata, Lacertidae.